AUGGGGCAGGAGACUGAGGACUCCCCCAACCAGGAACUGAAGCAGCCCAGCCUGUGGGAGGUGGCCCUGGGGGAGGAGGAAGAGCACGUGGCCUCCUCCUAUGAUCUAGUCCAGUGUCAUGGUUUCCUUUCACAGGACCUGCAGGACACCCAUGCAGCUCGAGGAGCCAAUGUGGGCCGGGAGUGCUGCCUGCAGUACUUCAAAGGAGCCAUUCCUUUCAGGAAGCUGGUGAGGUGGUACCGGACCUCAGGGGACUGUCCCAGGGAUGCCAUCGUGCUGGUGACUCUCCACGGCAGAUCCAUCUGUUCAGACCCCAAGGACGGGUGGGUGAAGAAGGCAGUCAAGUACUUGCAAAACACCACGAAGUCAUGUGACCUGGCCGCCCAGCCGGCCUGACUUCUCCCUGGCCCAUCUGGAGUCUUCCCGCCUCCACGUUCACUACCCCAACCCCGAGCUCCCUGGGUCCAGUGGAGGCCUUACAAGGACAAAGAGGCCCCUGUCCCCUUCUCUGAUUAAAGUUUUUC
Orcinus orca (killer whale) is the source of this 524-nucleotide messenger RNA. It is a transcript of the gene CCL17, whose product is annotated as C-C motif chemokine ligand 17. The transcript is spliced from 5 exons. The record is from RefSeq and is a predicted model, not a curated record. Gene Ontology annotation, biological process: lymphocyte chemotaxis; positive regulation of ERK1 and ERK2 cascade; neutrophil chemotaxis. Lineage: Eukaryota; Metazoa; Chordata; Mammalia; Artiodactyla; Delphinidae. Gene Ontology annotation, cellular component: extracellular region. Bases 1 to 396 code for a protein of 131 amino acids. Gene Ontology annotation, molecular function: chemokine activity; CCR chemokine receptor binding.